AUGGUCGGAACACACUUCGCCCCAAAAAGCGAGGAUGAGAAGUUUCGGCAAUGGCUCGAGGGUCUCGCGCCUCAAACUCCUUCGCCGAAGAUUCGGGGCUCAAUUCGUGACUUUCGACCAAUCCCCAAUGUGCCGCAGGAGAAGCUCGCGAGGCCUCACGGGACACAGCGUUCGGAAGCAACCGGCGUCAAAGGUGCUUCAACCCCUGAUGAGAAUGACGAGCGCAUGAACGGGGCCAAGUUUCCUGCCGAGAGAUCCAUAAGUCCCAACGCCCGCGCCAGGAUCUCACGCGUCGCUGGUUGGGAAUGCGACGUCGACACUUGGGAUCAGCUGUACGAAGCUCUUCCCCAAAUCAUGAAUUCUUUUUCCAAGAGACUUGGAAUUGCCGCUUUCAUGAAGGCAUUCCCGUUCUCCCUCCAUGAUCUGGUCAGCAGCGGGGACAUCAUCACGCAGAUGCGUUUUAUUCUACAACCCAGCAACUUCAGGCCGCCUGACACAGUUGAGCAUGUGGGUGACAUGGCCAGGCGUAUGACCCUCUCGGACAAGAUGAAGAUGUGGAGGAGAUCCCUCCCCGAAGCAAGCUCUCCAUUUGUCAUGUCAGGCAAAUCUGAGUUCCAUAUGCCACGGACAGAAGCCGAAUGGGUUGUCUCGCGGUUUUUGAAGGAACUCUCCCUUCACCCGGUUUCUCCGAGCGAUGCCCGUUCGCACGUACGGAUUCGCGAACUCAUUCUAGAGGAGUUCCGCUUCGCACCUCUGGAGCCUCUGGAGGCCUGGAUGUCGCCCAAGACCCUUGCCAAGACCAUCGGCUUCACUGUUCUCGAGACUGAGAGCGAAGCUCCGUGGCCGCAUGGCCCAAGUGCUAAAAACCAGGGUCCCAGCCCCGUGCCCUCGUCAAGAGAGGGCUUGUUUAGCGGACAGCAAGCUUUCCGUCCGCCACCGAAAGAAGCGUCAGACUGCGAGUCAGAUUCCUCCGAAAGGCCAUCCGUUCAGGACUUGUCCGUGGAGACCGAGGAGCUCUCCAUAUCCGAGAGCUCAGAGGAUGAGAUCGUCAGGCUGCAAAGUCCCAAUGACGAGGUUUCUCCGCUCGUAAACACGGUUGCUCACCGGUUACUUCGCGAAUAUCAAGAGCGCACAAGCCGAGCAAGCCCGCUGCAGAUUGGCAACCUCGCCAUCCCCUCUGCCCCAACCGGACAGGGCUCUCGGGCCAAGAGAGCGUUCGACGACAGACAGGACGACCAGGAACCCGAUGGGGAUGAUUGGGGCAAACGCCCGCCCAGGAGGCAGAAGCUCGAUACCCCUGACAAGGGGAGGCCAACAACCAAGUCGCUGGCAUGUCCAUUCUGGAAGCUCAGCCCGAGCGAGCACCGGGCGUGUUUCAAGCUCACGCUCGAUGGCAUUUCCCGGGUCAAACAGCACCUCGGCCGGAAACAUGCGCCUGAGUUCUACUGCGAAUACUGCAUGGCCGUGCUGCCCGACAAGCAAGCCCAUCAGGCCCACGUCGAGGCCAGGGCCUGCUCGUACCGCGCGUGCCGGUUCCCAGGUAUUACGCACCAGCAGCAGCGCGAGCUCUCGCGCAGGUCCAAGCCGAACCUGUCCGAGCCGGAGCGGUGGUUUGCCAUCUGGGACAUUGUGUUCCCCGACCAACCGCGGCCCGCCUCGCCGUACAUUGAGACCGAUCUCUCCGAAGACCUGUGCCAGUUCAAGGAGUUCGCCGAGGCCUUUGGGCCCGCGAUCGUAGCUGCACAGAUGCAAUUGGGGCUGGCCGACGCGGAACCAGGCGAGGCUGCAGAAGAGAAGAGCACCCACAUUUUGGAGGAUGCAAUCUCCCGCGGCCUUACCCUGCUGUUCGAGACAUGGCUGGCUGGGCGUGGCGGCGCACCUCCUCCGCCGCCGAGUCAGAGUUCGAGUCCGGUCCAAGAGACCGCAGCACCGAGCGGUCCAUCGUCAUCAGAGGAUCAGCCAAACUCGAGUAGUUCGCAUCCCACAAAUCUUGCGUCUUCUGACGGAGGGUUCUCCAUACCCACAGCAACGGACGAACUCCAGGACUCACCGAGUCAUCUCUUCCCCUGGGGGCAGUGGGCUUCCAGCGGACAAGGCGGGAGGUCCAAUCACGGCUCAACAUCCUGCCCUCCGGCUGUUGUAGAAUCAGAUCUGGAAUGGCUGAACCAGUUGGGAGGCGAAACGGGAGGUGCUGGUGUAUAUGAACUUGGCGAAGGAUCAGACACUUGGGAUUUGUGCUACUGA
Messenger RNA from Thermothielavioides terrestris NRRL 8126, 2244 nucleotides. RefSeq lists its product as uncharacterized. Bases 1 to 2244 code for a protein of 747 amino acids. The transcript has 5 exons. Lineage: Eukaryota; Fungi; Ascomycota; Sordariomycetes; Sordariales; Chaetomiaceae. The record is from RefSeq and is a predicted model, not a curated record.